CAAUGGUUAAUGCUAUUGUCCACCAAAUCGGAAAGAUCAAACAAUCGUGAAUGGCAGCCUCAGAAGCCAGCGACGAUAGCUUCAGAGUCAGAGUGAAAAAGAUUUUCGGAUCGCUGACGUCUUCAUCCUCCCAGCGUCCUUCCUCCCUUCAAUCGACUCUAUGGUCUCUCACCGACGACGAGGUCGAGAGAAGAGAAUGGAGGAGAGGAGACACCGGCUCCUCUGAUAGGGACGAAAUACCGUGCUCUUCGUCGUUUGAUGAGCUGAUAAGGGAUCGGCGGAGGAGUUUUCGUAGAGAGCUCCAACACGACCUCGAUGAUGGUGAACACGAGUCCAAUACGUUGCGUAGCAGAAGAAUGGGCACUGAUGGUUUAGAUGAAUGGGAUAUCAGAUCAUCGAUUGGAUUGGACCGUACUCUCGAUAAUGAGGAGGAGGAAGAUCAAUAUGAUAAAGUGGCUUCAGGUAGAGAAAAUGCUGGGGAGCGUCUGUAUAUGAAGAAUGUUACUGAUCAAGAGUCUUAUUUUAACAUUCAUAAUGUACUUCCCAAGUCAUUGCAUGGCAAAGACCCACGUGCUAAUCACAUGGCAGCAAAAAUUAGGCUGCAAGAAGAUGAAGCUGAAGCUCAGAAAUUGAAUUUUAACCACAAUUGUGAUACAGAAGUUAAAGAGCCCCAUGACAAAGCAUCUAAUGAAGGUGGCAGGCAAUUGAGGUCUAUAUUGAAAAGGAAAGAAUUUAAGCAGGAAGACAACAAAUCAGUUUCUAAACGUGUCAGGUUUGAACCUGGUUGUAAAAUUGUUUGCAAGGAAGAAGCAUCCCAAAAAAUUCAAGCAAAUUCUGUGGACACUUCGUCACUAAACAGUAUGAUAUCAGAUGAUGAAUACAUGCCAAGCCAGAAGAGAUAUGGCAUUCCAGAUUAUUUACAGAAUUCUUCUAAGUAUACCCAUUAUAGUUUUAAUUCAUCCAGUGAGGUUGAAGGGAAAUCCAAUACACUGGUGGGUUUUCUUGAGCUGGUCGAAGAUCUAAAAUCCACAGGAUCAGAAUCAGCAUUGAAGGAUGUUUCAGGUGACCUUCCAAUUCCAAAAUCAGUGACUUUUAUUCCCAAGAAAAAAGCAGGUGAACUCAAAGCAGGAAAUUUCAGCAGCAAGGUUAAGCAAGAUGAGGAAGAAGAUGGUAAUCAAUCCUUGCAGCAGAGAGUCUUACCUGUCGGUAUUGCAGCUGGGGAAUCGCAAGGAUCUGAAGCUGAUAUAGUGGAGGAGGACAAGACAGAAGCAGAUGCCAUCAACAAAAGCGAAGGUGCCCAAAAGGCUAGUCGCAAGUAUCGAACAAAGUCAGGCUCAGAUGAAUCUGAUCCUUGAUGCUCUGUGAAGAUUGUGUGAUUCUGGUCAAUAGAUCUCUACUCAAAAUCUCAUAUUAUUUUCUCAUUGUUAUUUCAACAUGUUUGUGUUCACUGGUCAGCUCCUUUUUCCCCCUUGAACAGGGUUGUGCACAAAGUAGAAGUGCGUCUUCCCAUUUGGUUUGCUGCAUUUUAUGUAGGAUGAUGAUAUUCAGGCUUGAUUUGAUGGUGCAUUAGCAAAAUUCAAGUUGUAGUUUCCUGA
Messenger RNA from Manihot esculenta (cassava), 1595 nucleotides. RefSeq lists its product as uncharacterized. The transcript has 2 exons. The record is from RefSeq and is a predicted model, not a curated record. Bases 51 to 1355 code for a protein of 434 amino acids. Lineage: Eukaryota; Viridiplantae; Streptophyta; Magnoliopsida; Malpighiales; Euphorbiaceae.